Exophiala oligosperma is the source of this 2672-nucleotide messenger RNA. RefSeq lists its product as uncharacterized. NCBI's taxonomy places the organism in Eukaryota, Fungi, Ascomycota, Eurotiomycetes, Chaetothyriales, Herpotrichiellaceae. The coding region runs from base 488 to 1885 and encodes 465 amino acids. Gene Ontology annotation, molecular function: ATP binding; protein serine/threonine kinase activity. The record is from RefSeq and is a predicted model, not a curated record. Gene Ontology annotation, cellular component: nucleus; cytoplasm. The transcript has 7 exons. Gene Ontology annotation, biological process: signal transduction; endocytosis; peptidyl-serine phosphorylation.
UAGCACUACUGUAAGCCCAGCUGCCACACACCCCCAGACUUCUUGUUUCGUAUUCCUCUCAAGCUUCCUUCGCCGAGCCGGAUCUUCUUUUGUCAAUUCAUUCUGAUUUUGUAUCUUACAACCUUUAUUCAUUGUUGUUGCGGUAUAGCUUGUGGGUGCGAACGCCGACCCUUACAAGUCCGUGCUGGACAGUCUCUAGGCGAAGUUGCCGUGGUCCUUGGCAGGAGCUCCGACUCAAACUCUCCCGACAACAACUGACCGUUUACGCCUAACCACCCUCAAUCCUUACCUCGUUAUACGCAUGCUUCCUACUCUCGCCUGAGGCUGAAAUCGAUUCACCGCCGUUGCGGAGGUGAAACACCCUCGAAUCAAGCCUCGAAUUCUUCCUCCUUGUUGACGUUGGCUUCGCCGCUGAAACCCUUUCUCGGCAACAACAUUCCUUCGAAUACCUUUGGGUCAUCAAGUCAGCGCAAGAAUCCACGAAACGAUGGCUUCCUCCUCGUCAAACGUCGUUGGUGUGCAUUACCGGGUGGGCAAGAAGAUUGGAGAGGGUUCCUUUGGUGUCAUUUUCGAAGGCACCAACCUUCUCAAUAACCAACAAGUGGCCAUCAAAUUCGAACCUAGAAAAAGCGACGCUCCCCAAUUACGAGAUGAAUAUCGAACAUACAAAAUCCUGGUCGGCUGCCCUGGCAUCCCCAAUGUGUAUUAUUUCGGGCAAGAAGGUCUGCACAACAUCCUUGUGAUCGAUCUUUUGGGUCCUAGUCUGGAAGAUCUCUUCGAUCACUGCAACAGACGAUUCUCCAUCAAGACUGUGGUAAUGGUCGCGAAACAGAUGCUUUCGAGAGUCCAAACGAUUCACGAGAAAAAUCUCAUCUAUCGCGAUAUCAAACCUGACAAUUUCCUGAUCGGUAGGCCUGGUACCAAGGCUGCUAACGUCAUUCAUGUGGUCGACUUCGGCAUGGCAAAGCAAUAUCGAGACCCUAAAACUAAACAGCAUAUCCCCUACCGUGAACGAAAAUCUUUAUCGGGAACGGCCCGUUACAUGAGUAUCAAUACACAUCUGGGCCGGGAACAGUCGCGACGAGAUGAUCUGGAAGCGCUUGGGCAUGUGUUUAUGUACUUUCUCAGGGGAGGACUCCCAUGGCAGGGACUAAAGGCGGCAACCAACAAACAGAAGUACGAAAAGAUUGGAGAAAAGAAGCAAACCACUGCUAUCAAAGAUCUAUGCGAAGGAUUUCCAGAGGAAUUCAACAAAUAUCUCAGUUACGUUCGAAACCUUGGAUUCGAGGAUACCCCCGAUUAUGAUUUUUUGCGCGACCUCUUCACGCAGGCUUUGAAAAACAGCGGCGAGGUUGAGGAUGGGGAAUACGACUGGAUGAAAUUGAAUGGCGGACGUGGUUGGGAGACAAUGAAAGCACACCCAUCUGCGGCGCAUCUACACAAUGUCAACCCUCCCGCUGAUGCAUCAGCGCGUGCCUUGCACGGAGCUUCUGCUAUGCGUCAAGAUGGCGGACAACGGCCAUCGCGAGAUCGUGGAGCAAUAUCGGCGGAUCGUUUAAACGCAGCGCAGCCCCCGCCCCCAGGGUCGCCAGCAAAACCGGGAGUGGCAGCCAUGGGGAAGAGCGCUCGAGAUCGCACAAGCGGCGCCGCCGGGGGUAACAUUCCUAAGAGGAGUAGCGGUUUAGUUGGACAACUGGAUAUGAAUACACCUCCCGCAAGCACUCAGGCGCAAUUCCAAAACAGUAAUGCGAACUUGGUGGGAUCUCGGCCUCGGGCGAGUCCAGCUGCUGGAGCUCUGCAGAGUAGCCAAGGAAGGCCUACUCAGCAACAAGAUCAGCAGCCCGGAUUUUUCCAAAAGAUUGCGAAGGUUCUCUGUUGUGGUUGAAUGCUUUCCAUAAUUGCAGCAAGCUAUUAGAAGCGGAGCACGGUAGAUAUUCGCCCUCAGCGUCCCGCUUGCUGUACGACAGCACUAUUUUCACCACCUACUCUCAGGAGGUUCGCAAUAUCACGGAACAGUUAUGUCCUCCAACUUAAUCUUCAUCACUUGGAUUCGUUUCCUAGCACUUUGUCCGUCGGCAACACUCCGUCAAAACCCGAUAUUCGGAACCACGAGCUUGGGAGGAAUCAACUAUUUUGACGAAUCACGAUCACUCCUUGCCUUGAACAGAUACUGUUUGCGCUGUUUUCUUAUCGUACAAGGUCAGCGGGAUGGUGUUGUAUGGAUGCAUUUACAGAUGGAUGCCGGGAGUUUGACAGUUGGAAUUGCAUAAGCAUGAACAAAAAAAGACAUUACAGACCGGAGCUGUCUCGCUCCCACACAUGCGCAGAAGACUGGAAUCUGGUGGGCGUCGAAAACCAGACCAGCCCGCCUCUUGCUGUGCUAUGUACCAUAGACCAAGCAUAGCAGAAGCCGGGAAAAUAAAGGACAAAGGAAGGGGUGUAAUGAGGAAUAAAACAAUCCACAAACUGACUCGAUCUGCGGUCUACUGUACUCCGUAUGAUAAGUAGCUCUUUGGGACCACACAGUUAGUCGUAGACAGGCUUGCACAGCCACAGUCAAAGUAGAGGUCACAGCUGAAUACGGAAUCGUAUCUUGGCUGUUUCUGGUUGGGUUUGAAUGGAAAAUCAUAUGAGGGUCAAUGCUAUUCACCCACGACAUGCACUGAAGCUGU